AUGUAUAUGUUAUCUUGUAGACCAAGUUUAUUCUCUUUUGUGAUUCUUCUUUGGAUCCUUUUAUUCUCGUUCAAACCGGAUCUCUCAAUGCAAAACCAAAAAAUCUUUCACAUUUAAUGUCUUGUGAUCUUUCAAUCCAUCCAUUGAUCAAACUUUAGUAAUCCUCAAAGGGAUUCCAUGGUUCCUAAUAAUAAUAAUAAUAUUAAUAAUAAUAAUAAUAUGUGUGAGAAAAUCCAAAGAUGUGGAGAGUAUAUGAAAGCUUUGGAAUCAGAAAGAAGAAAGAUUCAAGUGUUCCAACGGGAACUUCCUCUUUGUCUUCAGUUGGUUAAUCAAGCGAUUGAAGGAUGCAAACAGCAAAUGUGUGGAACGACGGUGGAUUAUUUGAAUGGUGAAUCGGAGUGUUCGGAGCGGACGUCAAGUGAUGGGCCGGUUUUGGAAGAAUUUAUUCCGAUGAAAAGGAAUAUAUGUGUGGAUGAAGAAGAAGAUGAUGGUCAAGAACAACCACAGUUAUAUCAUACACCUAAUAAUAUUGUUUCUAGUAAAUUAGAUAAAGCAUCAUCUUCUUCUUCCAAAAAAGCAGAUUGGCUUAGAUCUGCUCAACUCUCUAUUCAAACCCCAGAUCCAGUGGAGUCAUCACCAAAAAGGGUUCCGGUGGUGGAGGUAAAGAGAAAUGGAUGUGGUGCUUUUCAUCCAUUCAAAAAAGAGAAAUGCUCCGGCGCAACUCCGGUGACUGGGACCGCUAAAUUAUCAGCAGAUCCCACUGCUGACGCUAGUUCCACGGCGGAGACAGGCAGUGGUGGUGGCGGAAGCAAGGGUGACGACAAAGGUCAAUCGAAUAGGAAAGCGAGGAGGUGUUGGUCGCCGGAGUUGCAUCGGCGCUUCCUUCAUGCUCUUCAACAACUCGGCGGCGCUCAUGUUGCUACACCUAAACAAAUUCGGGAAUUAAUGAAGGUUGAUGGACUAACAAAUGAUGAAGUAAAAAGCCAUUUACAGAAAUAUCGUUUGCAUACAAGGAGGCCAAGUCCUACAACCCAUAACAACAACCAACAAACACCUCAAUUUGUGGUGGUCGGAGGAUUAUGGAUGCCACCACCGGAAUAUGCCACCAUGGCAGCUACCUCGACCCCAACCUCGGGUGAUACCAACAAUUCCAAAGGGGUAUAUGCCCCGAUUGCUUCUCAUCCGCCACCAGCAACAGAGGCAUCCAUAUCACUAAACAAAAGCGACUCUGGUGAAAAAGACGGUGGUCGUAGCCACGAUGAUUCACCGUCAACUUCCUCAUCCACUCACACCACCACGGCAUCACCGUUGUUUUGAGUUUUGAUAUUCCUACGAGGGGAUAUUACUCUAAUUUGUGUGUAACAUUUUUCGCAACGAUGGCUUUUGGUUGUUUAUGUAGCCUUGUUCGUUGGUUGAAUAUUGUAGAGGUAUAGGAAAAUGUAGAGUUACAAUUAAUGGUUGCAUGACUCGUUCAAAGUUACUAUUAAUGGGUGUGAAUAAUGGCAAUGUACAUGAAUUGUGCUCACUCAAAA
Molecule: messenger RNA, 1532 nt
Organism: Helianthus annuus (common sunflower)
Lineage: Eukaryota; Viridiplantae; Streptophyta; Magnoliopsida; Asterales; Asteraceae
Product: transcription factor HHO3
Exons: 5
Coding region: 178-1317 (379 amino acids)
Biological process (GO): regulation of DNA-templated transcription
Molecular function (GO): DNA-binding transcription factor activity; DNA binding
Source: RefSeq, a predicted model, not a curated record